AUGCCAAUCGAUGAUUUUGUGCACAUGAUGGAGUUCCUGAACAGAUGGGUCGUCAAGAGCGAAUCUGCAGGAUAUUCGUCGUUUGUGAAUGACGCGAUCAAGCAGGUCUAUGAGGCCAUUGUCGCAAUGGAUAUGGAUCUCACAGAGACCUUCAAGAUGUUUGACAAAGACGGCGACGGUACCGUAGACAUCAAGGAAGCUAAGCAGGUUCUCGAGAAGUUCGAUCUGGGCUUAUCGUCUUCACAGAUUGAUCGCCUGCUUGGCCAGCUUUUUGCUGCGUCGGUUGUUGCAGCUGAUUCAGUGCGGCUUUCCGUGCAGGAGUUCCUCGGGCACUUCACCACUGUCUACUCUGCCACAAACAAUGCUGACCUGCCCAGAUGGGUUCUGGAUACACUGGGGCAGAUCGGGCGGCUCAUUAUCAAGACAAAGGCACCUAGUGCAGGCGAGGGCGACUCUGGGGAUGCUACAAAAAUGUCCCAAGUCUUCCAAGAGAUCGACACCUCCGGCGAUGGAAUUCUGCAGUUGGAUGAGUUUGUGGCCGGCAUUGAGAAGUUGCCGGGGUUGGACAAGCUGACUGUUGAUGGCGAGCGUCUUUCGCACGAUAAGCUUGUGGAGAUUUCCAAGAUCCUGGAUGUGACGCAAGAUGGCACUUUAAACUACUUGGAAUUCCAACAGGCUUUUCAACUCAAAGGUCAGGGCACAGCUGACUUGGAGAACAGUCUGGUGGAGGACCUCACCACACUGCUUUUCCGUUAUCGAGUUCACAUCCGGACAGGGUGCCAGUUUCUCGACGAGGUAGACAGCUGCAAAGUGCUGAAUGAGGACUUUGAGAAUGUGCUUCGUGGCGUGAACAAUGCGCUGCAUUCGAACGAACAAGGAAUUUCAGAGUCGCAAAUCAAGCACCUGUCGUCUGCUCUGACGGUGGAGGAUGAGGAAGGCCCCAUUGUGGGCUAUGAUGCCUUUCUGAGGUCUUUCGUCGUUGUGGACACAACAGACGGCAGUGUGAUCAAGUCGUUUCACUGA
Messenger RNA from Symbiodinium natans, 1023 nucleotides. NCBI's taxonomy places the organism in Eukaryota, Dinophyceae, Suessiales, Symbiodiniaceae. The record is from the annotation of a GenBank genome assembly.